UGUGUGUGUGUGUGUAAGAGAGAAAGAGAGAGAGUAGAGAGACUACCGCUGGGAUAGCCUAUAAACCGGGAGGGGAAUGAGAGCGAGGGCGCCGAGACAAUUACAAAAGGCAAAGAUGUUAAAUGCCUUACCGAGGCGAGCGGAGCCGGCUCCGUCCAGCCCAGGGCCGGAGGUUCUAGACCUUGCCUCGGGGAUGCCCCUCACCGGGCGCCUUGAGGGAGCCCCCAGCCCCGAAGCUCUUCCAGCUGGCCCCCGGGCCCUUGUGAAGGUUGGUUUUCCCCUCUGCCCGCCACCCACCGGGGCAGGAGUCCCCCGGCCAGCGAGACCCGCCGCCUCGCCCACCCCGCCAGCCUCAGGGAGCGCUCACCGCCCCUCUGCCCCUGCCCCGGGACCUGCCAGCCCGGCCCGGCCCGCGGGGGAGGACGGGGACCGGGGGACACGGACUUCUCUUCCCUCCCUGCCCGCCAGCAGUGGGGAGAACUGUUGCUUAAACUCAGUUUGAACCCAAGGCACGCCGGCUGGCUUUUUCCAAGAAGAAGAAAAACGCGGGUAAUGUGU
Messenger RNA from Ficedula albicollis (Collared flycatcher), 558 nucleotides. RefSeq names its product vegetative cell wall protein gp1-like. The coding region runs from base 77 to 502 and encodes 141 amino acids. The record is from RefSeq and is a predicted model, not a curated record. The transcript is spliced from 2 exons. Lineage: Eukaryota; Metazoa; Chordata; Aves; Passeriformes; Muscicapidae.